GUUCCAUUAUAUGUUAGUGGCCAAAGGCACAGACAGACUUGAGGGAGACAUUGGCAGUGUCUCAGGGCAGCACAGGCACAACAGCAGCACGGUCGGUACUUCACGGCGAGAGGUCGGUGAUUCCGAGGCCAGGUGGGCUCUGAGCUUUCGAGGGGAGGAGGUGGAGGAAGCAGAGCUGGAAUCAUCUGUCUCUAUCUCGCACCCUCGUGGCCGGGAGAGCGCGAGGUUAGCGGAGGAGCUGAGGUUAAAGGAAGGGCAGGGGACGGAGGAGCCGGGGAGCGUGAGACGUAAAUUCACUGAGUGUCUAAAGGCUGCGGAUGGCACCGGGCUUAUCGUGGUGGAGGAGGAGAGCGGAGCCAGCAAUCAGUCUGAGAGCAACUGGCCAUACGUAGUAGAUCCCCCUGGAGAGCGGGAGGCGGCCCGGUCCCCCACACGAGAGCCUGAGACUCAAGAAGCUCUCGGGACCCCCACACGAGAGGCCGAGACCCCCACACAAGAGGCCGGGACCCCCACACGAGAGGCCAAGACACCCACACAAGAGGUCGAGACUCCCACACAAAAGGUAGAGACUCCCACACAAGAGGUCGAGACCCCCACACAAGAGGUCGAGACCCCCACACGAGAGGCCGAUACCCCCACACACGAGGCCAAGACCCCCACACAAGAGGUCGAGACUCCCACACAAGAGGUCGAGACUCCCACACAAGAGGUCGAGACCCCCACACAAGAGGUCGAGACCCCCACACAAGAGGUCGAGACCCCCACACGAGAGGUCGAGACCCCCACACAAGAGGUCGAGACUUCCACACAAGAGGUCGAGACUCCCACACAAGAGGCCGACACCCCCACACGAGAGGACAAGACCCCCACACGAGAGGUCGAGACUCCCACACAAGAGGUCGAGACUCCCACACAAGAGGCCGGGACCCCCACACGAGAGGCCGACACCCCCACACGAGAGGCCAAGACCCCCACACAAAAGGUCGAGACCCCCACACGAGAGGCGUCGUUGACCAGGAUACGAGCAGAAGGACCGGCAGGAAGGCGACAGGUGGGGGAGCAGGGAGUGCGAUUACACACAGCGAGAAUGCAGCCAACGGAGCUGGGGCUGAAGGUGGAGCCGGCAGAGUUGGCCCGGAAGUUACUGCAGAGACGGGGGUUUCUACAGCACCUGUCGGUGGCCUUCGACGACACGGAGUACGAGCCGUAUGGGCUGCCGGACGUGGUGCAGAAAGGUUUUGGGGAUAUUCCGGCCGGGCCCUCCUGCCCCCACGUCCUACGCCGAGCUCUGCUGAGCAGCCUGUCUGUGCCAGAGGAGAGACCAGCCUCCCUGCCCACCAGCCAGAACCUCGCCAACGGCAAAGUGGAACAGUGAGAGAGCAAAGGUAUUCACUGAGCGGGAGUCUGACCACUCCCCCCCCCACCCCCACC
Messenger RNA from Callorhinchus milii (elephant shark), 1431 nucleotides. RefSeq names its product neurofilament heavy polypeptide-like. The transcript is spliced from 2 exons. The record is from RefSeq and is a predicted model, not a curated record. Lineage: Eukaryota; Metazoa; Chordata; Chondrichthyes; Chimaeriformes; Callorhinchidae. Bases 11 to 1375 code for a protein of 454 amino acids.